Sporothrix brasiliensis 5110 is the source of this 2205-nucleotide messenger RNA. RefSeq names its product peptidase s9 prolyl oligopeptidase active site domain containing protein. The coding region runs from base 1 to 2205 and encodes 734 amino acids. Gene Ontology annotation, biological process: proteolysis. The record is from RefSeq and is a predicted model, not a curated record. NCBI's taxonomy places the organism in Eukaryota, Fungi, Ascomycota, Sordariomycetes, Ophiostomatales, Ophiostomataceae. The transcript is spliced from 2 exons. Gene Ontology annotation, molecular function: serine-type peptidase activity.
AUGGCCCUCCGCAAAACCGCCCCCUACGGCCGCUGGACCAGCGCCAUCUCCGCCGAGGCGGCCACGGCCGGCACAAAGACGGUGACGUCGCCACGGGCGGCGCCAACCAGGCAAGGCCAGGAAUGCGACAGAAAGACCAGAGGCUACUUCCUGGUGUCGCAGGACGACGGCCGGAGCACAAUCUACGAGCACGACGCCGGGGACGAGGACGAGGACAAAGACGUUGUGCGAAAGGUGCUGCCCGAGCCGUGGGGCGUGGGCACGAGCGUCUACGAGUACGGUGGACAGGCCUAUGCCGUGAUGGGCGACGGCGCGAUUGUGUUUGCGGACCCGCGCGACAACGGCGUGUACGUGCUGGACGUGGCGUCGGGCCGCGUGCGGACGCUCGUGGCGGGCACGCCGGCGCUGCGGUACGGCGACUUUGACGCGCCACCGGUCGAGCGCGGCGGCCACGACUGGGUCCUGGCGGUCCAAGAAGACCACACCCACCCGGCGCCGGCCGACGUGCAGAACUACAUUGUGGCGAUCCACCGGACGACGGGCACGGUCGUGCGCGUUGUCGAGGGCGCCGACUUCUACUCCUAUCCGCGGUGGGGUGCGUCGUCCCAGACCGUGUCCGCGACAGGCGCCGCGACGCAGCACACAGGACUGGCCUGGCGCCAGUGGAAUCACCCCGACCUGCCGUUCGACGGCGUCACGCUGCACUGGGCGGCGUGGGAUGCAUCGACAAACACGCUGUCGCAGACCACACAGGUGGCGGGCGCCAACCGCCAGUGCGUGGCUGAGGCUGUGUGGACGCCGGACCGAACAAGCCUCGUGUUCGGCAUGGAGGCCGCGAAGACCGAUGCUUUCCGGCAGCUGUACCGUGUGCGGCUUGGGGGUCCGGGCACUGGGGGCCCGUCAUCGCCCGAGCCCGUCGUUCUCCAAGGGCUAGAGGACUGCGAGUUUGGCGAUGCGUCGUGGCGGACAAUUGCCUUCCUCACCCCUACACGAUUUGUGGCCGUCGCCACCUGCUGCGGCCAGAACCACCUGGUGUAUGCCGACAUCGACACGGGCGCCUGGGCGUCGCUCGACGCCGACGUCGGUUUGGUCGAGCUCAAGUUCGACCCGCUCGCCGCACUGUCGGCGUCCUCGUUCCUGGUUGUCGGCAGCGGAUUCACAACGCCACAGGCGGCGUACCGGGUCGAUCUCGACGUCGACGCGUGCAACAGGGCUCUUGAUGCACGCAGUCAUACUUCUCUGGGCGAGGAACAGCACACGCCCUUGGCAACACGAACGCGCCUCUUCCGCUCCACCGAGCAAAACUUUGAUGCGCGCCUCUUUUCCACGCCCGAGCUGAUCUGCAUUCCGGCACCGGGCGCCGUGGGCGGCGAGCACCAGCAAGCCACAAGCGCGACUGCCACACACAACGUCUACGGCUGGUUCUGGCCGCCGCACAACCGCGCCUUCGAGGCCCCCGACGACACGCUGCCGCCUCUGGUCAUCACGCCGCACGGCGGGCCCACGGGGUACACUGCGCCUGGCCUGCGCAUGAUGGCGCAGUACUGGGCGACGCGCGGCUUUGCCUACUUUGCCAUCAACUACAGCGGCUCGUCGGGCCACGGCCGUGCCUACCGCGACCGCCUCUGGACGCGCUGGGGCCUGCUGGACCGCGACGACGUCGCCGCGGCGGCGCAGUACCUGACGGGCGUCCCCGGCACGGGCGCGUCGUUCGCGCGCGCCGACCCGCGCCGCGUCGGCAUCGAGGGCGGCAGCUCCGGCGGGUACAACGUCCUGCAGAACUUGGUGCACCACCCGACGCUCUUUGCCGGCGGCGUCUGCUGCUGCGGCGUCGCCGACACGGCCGCGCUGGGGCGCGACACGCACAAGCUCGAGAGCCACUACCUCGAGCGGCUGCUGUGGCCGACGGCCGACCCCGAUGCUAUCCCGUCCCCGGCCGAGCAAGCACGCAUCCACCGCGACCGCUCGCCGCUCCUCCACGCCGACCGCAUCCGGGCGCCGCUGCGGCUGAUCCACGGCGAGCGGGACACGGUCGUCCCGCUCGCGCAGAGCCGCGCGAUUCUGGCGCAGAUCCAGACGCGCGGCGGCGACGCCGACCUCAUCGUGCUGCCGGGCGAGGGCCACCUGUUUGCCAAGCUGUCGAGCCUGGUGCUGUACCUCAACGGCGAGGCGGCAUGGUGGGAGAAGACGCUGCUGGCGGCAUAA